AUGCCCCCCUUCGCAGAGCUCAUGCGCAUGGCGGAGGUCCAGACGAAGGAAUCACAGAGCGCCGUUCAAGCUGCGCUGGAGGAACGCAAACGCAAGGAGGACCUGAAGAAGCGGCAGCAGGAGGAGCGAGAGCGGAAGGAGCGCGAGCUGGAGAUCAAGCUACGCCAGAAGCACUUUGAGGACGAGAAGCGGGAGCAGGAGCGGCAGAAGCGCAAGGAGCAGGAGAAACAGGCCAUCGAGCAGGCACGGCAGCGACGAGAGGAGGAGCAGCGGAACCACCUGCUGGGGAAGAAGCCUGCAUCGAAGUGGCCUUCGUCGUCGUCCCAUACACAGGCGCGCGAGGACGUGCGCAAGACGAGGGUGCCACUCGAGGACGAGGACGAAGGACCGUCGUUCUUGACGAGGGAAGAGAAGCGUCAGCGCAAACAAGACGCAGAGUGGAAGCGGCAAUUCGCCCCGCAGCGACGGACGCCGGCAGCUGGUGGGUACGGCAAGACUGGUCGACGACUGCCGGGUGGUGCUGUCGAUGUCACAGCAUCCGUCUCGUCGUCGGAUGCCCUACAGCAAUCGCCGGGUAAGACCGUGCGCGAGCGUCUGACUGCGAUGCCGAACACGUUGACUCGACUGAAUGUGAACAAACGAGAUACUCGAACUAUCGAUGAAAUUCUGCAAGACAGGGCGAAGGCUAAGGAAGCCAAAGUACUGGACGGCGAGAGCGCUAAAGGGUUCAAUGACUGGUUCUCGAGUGGCAAGAAGAAGGAUGUGCCGAGGUCAGCGCCUGGCUCUGGAACGAACACGCCCACUGCUCAAGGGACUGCAGCCGUUGCCCGAACGCAAGUACCAUCGAAACCACUGCCCUCCACCACACCAAGGUCCACCGCACGACCUUCAAACUCCACCUCGCGCGCGUCAAGUUUAGACAAAGCGUCGUCGUCCAGGUCUGCUCCCUCGAAAUCGGGCUCUGGGUUAGGGCCCGUAAGGUCGUCUAAAUCAUCUGCCGUUUCGCACCACUCCAAUGGCAAUUCCUCGGGAUCUCGACCCAUCCCCACGAAGAAACGCCCGCGCUCACUCAGUAUGUCCGAGUCUCCCCCGCCGCCCAAGAAACGCGCCACGCCACCUGGCGGGGGCGCAGGCGGGUUCCGGGAUGAAAUUUGGGCAUUAUUCGGGAAAUCUAGACAGGAGUACGUCGACAAAACCGUUGACAGCGACGACGAUAUGGAAGCCGGCGCGAGCGAUCUCGAGAAGGAGGAGAAGUAUAGUACGCGGGUGGCGAAGAAGGAGGAUUUGAUCGCGCUGCAGAUGGAGAAGCGGGAGCAGGAGGAGAAGGAGCGCCGCCGCCGUCAGAAGGAGGCCCUCAUGCGAGAAAAGCGGCGCUGA
Molecule: messenger RNA, 1377 nt
Organism: Pleurotus ostreatus (oyster mushroom)
Lineage: Eukaryota; Fungi; Basidiomycota; Agaricomycetes; Agaricales; Pleurotaceae
Exons: 3
Coding region: 1-1377 (458 amino acids)
Source: RefSeq, a predicted model, not a curated record